Triplophysa dalaica is the source of this 3344-nucleotide messenger RNA. RefSeq names its product cadherin-10. The coding region runs from base 337 to 2667 and encodes 776 amino acids. Lineage: Eukaryota; Metazoa; Chordata; Actinopteri; Cypriniformes; Nemacheilidae. The transcript is spliced from 12 exons. Gene Ontology annotation, molecular function: cadherin binding; calcium ion binding. The record is from RefSeq and is a predicted model, not a curated record. Gene Ontology annotation, biological process: calcium-dependent cell-cell adhesion; homophilic cell-cell adhesion; cell morphogenesis. Gene Ontology annotation, cellular component: catenin complex; plasma membrane; adherens junction.
GAGAGCAGUCAUCUACGUAAAUUUUCCCUCUCGCACGUCGAAUCUAAAGGUUAUCAUUAAAACAGAUGUCCCCCGCGGAGCGGUUGCCGUGGAGAUCCUUUUACACCGGGGGAAAUAUUUGAUUAAAGUGCGGCUGAGUCGGAUUUAAACAAUCGAGAAAGACGCGUCAAACCGCAGGAGAGGGAUGAAAAGAGUGCCUGAAGAAGACAGAAUGGAAGCAAAUUAAGGAUACGAUGUCCCAUUUUGUCUCUUCCAACAUUCAGCAGUAUCUUCAAGCCACAGCUCUGUUUCUUAAUUGAUUCCUUAUCGAGGGCUCUCCAGGAGUGAUCGGAUACAAUGAUAAUCAAUCAACUUACUUUCCUCUUGCUGUUCUGCUUGCCGGGCUGGAGCGGAGCGCUGAUCCGUCCCGUGCCUGGAAUUAGCACGUCGGAUCAGGAUGGACAGACUCUACAUCGCACAAAACGAGGAUGGAUGUGGAAUAGUUUCUUUCUCUUGGAGGAGUGGACAGGAACAGGGAAGCAGUACGUCGGAAAGCUUCACUCAGACAUGGAUGCCGAAGAUGGAAGCGUGAAGUACGUGCUGACCGGAGACGGGGCUGGAACUGUAUUUGAGAUCGACGAGAAUUCGGGUGACAUCCACGCGAUCAGGAGGCUAGACAGGGAAGAAAAAGCUUCGUACACCCUGAGCGCCAAAGCGGUCAACAAAACCUCUGGACAGGAUCUUGAAAGGGCCUCUGAGUUCGUCAUCAAGAUUCACGACAUUAAUGACAACGAGCCAAAGUUUGCCAAGGACACCUUUGUGGCCAGCGUUUCAGAGAUGUCUAAUGUUGGUGCAUUUGUAAUGCGAGUCACCGCCACUGAUGCAGAUGAUGAAGCGUAUGGAAACAGCGCCAAGCUGGUUUACAGCAUACUGCAGGGCCAGCCGUAUUUCUCAGUGGAACCUGAAACUGGCGUCAUAAGGACGGCCCUUCCGAACAUGAUCCGAGAGAAUCGGGAACACUAUCAGGUGGUGAUUCAAGCUAAGGACAUGGCUGGACAGAUGGGUGGGCUCUCUGGGACCGCUACGGUCAACAUCACCCUUCUGGACGUCAACAAUAGUCCACCUCGAUUUCCCCACAGCACUUACCAUCUCUCCACGCCGGAGUCGGCCAACAUCGGCUCGUCGGUGGGCCGGAUCAAAGCGUACGACGCCGACGUUGGCGAGAACGCAGAGUUGUGGUACUCCAUCCUGGAUGGAGAUGGCCAAGAAGUGUUUAAUGUGAUCACGGACGGAACCAGCCAGGAAGGAGUUAUAACUGUGAAACGGCUACUGGAUUAUGAGACUAAAAGGUCAUACUCGCUGCGGGUGCAGGUGACCAACACGCACGUAGAUCGACGGUUCGAGCAUCUGGGGCCUUUCAGCGACACGGCGGUGGUCAGGAUCACGGUCACCGAUGUGGACGAACCGCCGGUCUUCAGUCGGGCUCUGUACAUUUUCGAAGUGGAUGAGGACACCCCUGGCGGGAGCUCGAUUGGCACGGUGACGGCCCGGGACCCGGAUAUGGUCAAUCACAUGAUCAAAUACACCAUUGAUCGCCACACAGACCUGGAAAGGCUGUUUAACAUCGAUUCCAACAAUGGUACCAUCAGCACACUGCAAGGUCUGGAUAGAGAAACAUCCAAAUGGCACAACAUCUCCGUUCUGGCCACAGAACUCAGUACUGCCCUGCAAACCAGAGUCCCGGUGUUUAUCAAAGUACGAGAUGUGAAUGACAAUGCGCCCGAGUUCGCCAUGUACUACGAGACCUUUGUAUGCGAGAACGUCAAAGCCGGUCAGCUCAUUCAGACCAUAAGUGCCGUGGACACGGAUGAACCUCUCGUUGGCCACAAGUUUGUCUUCAGUCUCAGCACCAUCAAUCCAAACUUCACCAUCUUCGACAACGAAGAUAACACAGCGAGGAUCAUGACACGCAGAGGCAGUUUCAACAGAAGAGAGAUGAGCUUGUACCUGCUGCCUGUGGUCAUCUCAGACAACGAUUACCCCAUCCAGAGCAGCACCAGCACGCUGUCGGUCAGAGUCUGCGCCUGCGACAGUCGUGGAAACGUGCAGACGUGCAGCACAGAAGCCCUGCUGCUCUCGGCCGGUCUGAGCACGGGAGCGCUAGUGGCCAUAUUACUCUGCAUUUUAAUACUUCUCAUGAUCGUGGUGUUGUUCGCGGCCCUCCGGCGACAAAAGAAAAAGGAGCCUUUGAUCAUCUCCAAAGAGGACGUGAGGGACAACGUGGUCAGCUACAACGACGAGGGCGGCGGAGAGGAAGACACGCAGGCCUUCGACAUCGGAACCCUCCGUAACCCCGAGGUCAUCGAUACCAACAAACUCCGACGGGACAUAAUGCCCGAAAUGCUGUUUCCGUUCCGCCGCACGUCCCCGCUGAAGGACAACACGGAUGUCAGAGACUUUAUCAAUGGACGACUGCAAGAAAACGACUCAGACCCCACAGCGCCCCCUUACGACUCCUUGGCUACCUAUGCUUACGAAGGCAGCGGCUCUUUGGCCGAGUCUCUGAGCUCGCUUGAAUCGGCCGCCACCGAAGGGGACCAGGACUUCGAUUAUCUGAGUCACUGGGGACCACAGUUCAAAAAACUGGCGGAUAUGUAUAUAGGGCAAGAGUCCCAGAGAGAGACUUAAUACUGGAUAUGCAACGCAGCGCACUUGAAGAUCUCAGAGCACUAAAUGAACACGUACUUACUGAAACCUCCCCCGUUCUCUGCUGUGUGACGCAUACAAAACUUGAACUACUGGGAACUUUUCACAUAGACAUGCCCUCUUCUCUUUCCUGCUCCUUCAUUCUAUGUCUUUUUUAACUUUGUCCUUCCUCCUCUGGUCUAUCUCUCCUUCUUUUCCCCCUUCAAAAGAAUCAGUAAAGAUGCCUUUUAAGAGUAGGGAUUUGUUGUAAUCAAUGGUGUGGACAAUGUGUUUUAUAACCAAGGUGACUGAUAGUAGCUUUCUACACUAUCGAUGUUAAUGGCAAAAAAAAAACCUGAAGAAAACGAUUAAAAAAAAGCUUAGCUUUUAUCGCAGACCAAGUCUAAAAUAGGUGCAGUAUGUGUAUAAUAUGUUUUACAAGUAUGAUCAUUGUGUAAACUACUUGAUAUCUCUGUUAAGAGGUGGUUUUCCUGUGGAAGGUUUAUAUGGGUUCUGUCAAACUGUGGAUUCAUUUCAGCUCAUAGAGUUAGAACUGUACAAUGAAUUGUGUAUUUGUAGAAUAUUGGUCAUUAUGUUCAUGUCGUUUGAAUGCUGUCGCAUUGUUUUAUACAGUAUUUAUAUUUUUAUACUUAUUUUGAUAAUAAAGUUUGUAAAAUCUU